UCAUAACAAUUCGAGUCGUGAUCAGAGCGAGAAGUGAGGUGCGUUCCUCGAACAGUUUUACAGUAUAUUCCUUCAGUAGUAAUGAAUAACGUUCAGAAACCUUAAGAAAGGAUAAUUGAAAGGGUGAUACAACAAUAAACCGAGAGUGCUGGUAAACAAUGAAUAGAGAGUAGAGUAAAUGAAAGUUGUUCUUUUAACACUUCCGAGUUCCACAUAGAUAGAAGAUAUCCGAGCACACCUGUUGCCGAUUCCCGUUCAGUCUGGAUGCGGUUGAGUGUAUUGUGUUACACCGCAUUGGAGAGAACGCCAACCUGUCGUUUACGUAGCUUCCUACUUACACACAAACUUUUUUUGUGUGCUUUUUUGCUUUCCCGUUUAUAGUUUUUAUUGUCGCAUCAAAGCAGCAUAAAAAUAUAACACAAACACACAGCCAGUGACCGUUGAUCAUGAUCUCCACCACGACCAUUGAAGUACAAGCGCUUGAAAUGUUUCAACGUGUAUUAAUUUUUGCUAGUAAAAAAUAUAUUUAUCAAGAAAACCAGUUAUAAGUUCUAACUCCAGGCAUUUCUCAAGUUGCCAGUUAAUCCCUUCAGUUUUCAUUAUGUUGAACCGUGAGUUUACGGAAAAUUUUUUAUCACACUCUCAGAAGCGUGAUUAUUAGUUUUAAUGCAUUUCAUCGAACCCAAUCGAAUGAAAUGCAAUUGAAAUUGAAUGGGAUCAGUGGAUUAAGCCAACAACGGUGAAACAUCUCAGUGAUUGUGAUCAUAAGAAAUAAAAUGAAAAUAGAUUUGUGACCUCUACGCAGUAGUGAACAUAGUAGGCGAGAUUGAGUGGCCAAUCUUUACCUUUUGAACUUAUAUCUACAUAUAUCAAAAAUAGCACCAAUUAAAUGGAUUUGUUGCUUUUAUGUGAUCUUAGUACAGUCGUGAGAAAAUUUAACAGAUGUUGAACUCGUAGUUAUUACUAUUGAAAAAUUAAUUAUUUUGUAAAUUGGCUUUGUCAGUAUAAAAUUAUAUGCCCACAAUUUACAAAACAUUAGGAUUUGUAAUUUGGUUGGAAGAAGCUUACUACUAAAUUAGAAAUUUGUGUUGAUAUACUAUCGCGAACAUUAUUGAGCAACUGUAUGGAAGACUCAGCUCUAGGGAAACUGAACGGUUGAAGCUCAGUGCACCGUCUGCGGAUAAUGAGUCGUUGCACGUAACGAAAGAUACUGUUGCUACCACCAUCAUCACAAAGGAUCCCAGACAACGCUGAGAAUGAGCACAAUGAUGGGAACAGUUCGCAGCGAAGUCUACAAAACGUGCAGAAGCGACUGUGGUAGAAAAUGAAACCGUCGGUGUCACCGAUUCGUCUUUUCUAUUCUCGCAACCACUUGCAAAGUUUAUCAACUGCAUGAAUCCUCCGUACAGAAUGCCUCCGCAGCCCCUUGGGACAUCAUGUAGUGUGCAAAAUGACCAUCCUAUUCCCGGCACAGCAGCUACAGGCACGGUAUCAUCAUUAUCAUCGUCGCCGUCAUCGUCAGCAGCUGUAUGUGCAACAAUAGGCUCCUCCCAGCACCUGCCGAGCCCGCCCCUGCGAACUCAUUCCAGUAAGUUUCCGAUCGAACGAGAAUUAGUUUUAUCAUCCAACAAGAAUGCAUCGAAGAUUCCUCUAAUGCAUGAUAACAGAAAGACGAGUAUUCCAUUGUUGAACCGGUCAUCAGGUUCUGCUGUAGGUCCUGAAUUGCCAACCAAACAAACACAGGCGUGGAAUCAAGCACAAAUUGAAGUCAUUCAUUCUUCCAUUACUGGAACUAUUCCCCGUAACGCCGUUCGACUUCCCGAAGAUGUGACGGCUUUAGCUGAACGAGAUAGCACUGUUAAGGACAGAGAAACUGUUAAGAAUUCUGUAUCGAAAAACUAUCAUAAACUUAAAGGCCUCAUCUCGUCCAAGUUUAAAAAAGAAAUCGCGGAAUGUGCGAAUGAUGAACUGAACAACAUGUCCUCGAUUCUUCAACAACAACAACAACCCGACAGCCUCGGAUCAUCUUUCCUUGUAUCAGGAAAUAAUCCGGGCAACAAUUUAAAUCACACUCAAUCUAACAUUAAUCUUUGGAGUACAAACGUAAGAGGCAAUUCGCCCUUGUACUACCAUAAAAAGUUUGCUGAUCCAGCCGAUGGCUACAAUGGCGACUCGUUGAAUGGAUUCCGUAACAUGAAGGCUAUGUCUCAGCCUCAGUUGAAUACAGUAUCUGGUAGUCAGAGUUUUCCUAAUUUCUCUCCAAAUCCGAUGGAUGGUACUGACAGCGACGAUGGUGGAUUUCGACAGCAUAAUCCUACCAGAACAGACACUUCAAAUCCAGUACAACAAAAUAAUCGACAGACUCAACAAAAUUAUGUUCAUAUCUAUCGUCACAACCAUCCACAAGGAUCUGGUCAUCAAAGUACUCAAAUGACACAAUCCAAUUAUCAACAAACUCCUCAAGCCCGGCAUAAACUGUUAGCCGAGUACUCAGAUAACCACGUUGCGCAUUCGCAUGCAUCUCACACGACCAUCAAUAUUGGCGAAUCAAGUUAUAGCGGUCAUGAGCAUGUAGAUAAAUCCCAAAAGUCUAAUGGAAUGCCAACUCUGGGACAGAAACCUCCAGUUGGGAAUCCCGGUUCGCACGUAAGUGACAACAAUAAUGUAAACAACAACACUAUAGUUCAGAUUGCCUCCGAUGCAUCUCAUGUAAUUCAGAAGCAGAUUGACUCAAUAUCCAGUUCAGAUUACGAUCGUAAUGGAAAUCAUAGCUCGAAUGUUGACUCUGGGCGAGGAAGUGCUGCUUAUUCGAGCGGCAGAAAGGGAGGCGUACAGCAAUCGAUAAAUAUGAAUCUAGUUGAACAAGUCGACCGUAACCGAAGCAAAUCAGAGUCUGAAUGGAUUGACGUAGUAGAUGCGGAGCUGCGUAACAUUCUUGAACCGGAAAUGAAGGGAAUGAUGAAUCGGCCGGAAAGCACCGUAUCAGAAAGUGCAUCCUCAAUGUCUCCACCAUUGCCACCUCUUUCGCCCGAUGGAGGAGUUUCUUACAAUGCAGGAGUUUCUAAUCACUCAAAAUUAUCCAACAGAAAUCAACCCAAGCUGGAGUACGGAACCGAUACGUACAAUCGAGCCAGUAAAAAUCCUCAGCCGAUCGGUCCGUCCAAAGGGCAUCCAUCAAACAACACAAUUCAGAAUUACAUGCACAAUCUAAAGUUAUCAUCUGGCAGUAAAAAACAAGAGCAAACACUUCUGAAAAAGCAUUUAUUCGGGUUGGAUUCAGAUCGGGCUUCAGUAACAAAUACAACUCGUUCUCUCGAUUUGGAAUCGCUUUUAGGAGGACCAUGGGAAGCCGGUCAGUCUGUUAGUGAGUCAGAAACUGAUGGUGGUGGCCUCCAGCAAAUCCGAAAUCAACUCGAAGGCUUAGAAACGAUGUAUAGUGAGGUGCUGAAGAUGUUAGGAAAUAGAAUGGCUGGCUACGAUGUUCAACAACGAGCGAACCGAAGAAGACGACACGGUAGUCUAUCUUCACUUCCAUCCAGUUCAGUUAGUGGCCGUCCAAUACGAGAUCGCAGGCGAACAGAUGAGCGACGUAAAGUUCGUGAUAUUCGAGGGAUCAACAAACGUUUUCAGCGAUUGGAGUCACAUGUGGUAACCCUUGCUCGAAGUGUAGCACAUCUAUCGUCCGAAAUGCGCUCUCAGCAUGUUGUGUCCCAGGAACUGGAAGAAAUUCGGAAUGACAUGGCAAUGCUAAGAACUCAAUCGAUGCACCACAUACCACUCAACGCUAGUUCUGUAGCAACAGCUAAUGUUACUGCAAAGGAGCCAAUGAACUUGACCAAUCCCAGACGAGUUAAGAAACUGACCAAAUUUUUUGGCGAAGAUCCACCGUUGAUGAAACUAUUUCUGAAAAAAUUGGGCUAUGAGAAAUAUGCCUCCAUUUUCGAGAGCGAACGAGUCGGAAUGAUUGAGCUUCCAUAUCUAGGUGAGGAGAGACUGCAAAAGAUGGGUAUACCCCUGGGACCGCGAUUACGAAUCUUGCAGGAGGCUCAAAUUUCUCUUUGUCGGGAUACUACACUUUGCAUCGUUUAAGUUUUGCAUCGUUUUCUAUAGCAUCGUCACAAAAACAUGGAUUCGAACCAACCAAAGACAACAGUAGGUACUUAUUAUUAUUCUUACAAUAUCCAGUGAAUUGUCUCGUGCUGACUUGAGCCGUAAUGGCGAAGUAUAUUGUACAUUUGAUUACUUUGCCUGUGUAACUGAUGAUAAUAAAUGAAUACUCAAUCAUUACA
Malaya genurostris is the source of this 4289-nucleotide messenger RNA. Its product is annotated as GATA zinc finger domain-containing protein 14-like. Bases 1393 to 4089 code for a protein of 898 amino acids. The transcript is spliced from 7 exons. The record is from RefSeq and is a predicted model, not a curated record. Lineage: Eukaryota; Metazoa; Arthropoda; Insecta; Diptera; Culicidae. Gene Ontology annotation, molecular function: protein binding.